This is a messenger RNA of Microthlaspi erraticum, 405 nucleotides long. NCBI's taxonomy places the organism in Eukaryota, Viridiplantae, Streptophyta, Magnoliopsida, Brassicales, Brassicaceae. The record is from the annotation of a GenBank genome assembly.
AUGGUGUUCGUGAAUCUGUUAGGAGGCUCAAUGGAAGAGCGGAGAUUCAAAGAUGUCUUUGACGUUUUGGACGCUGAAAAGGACAAGAGCAGUAGAAGUUCAUGGAGGCUAAGUUUCUGUCGACUGAUGAGAAACUCCAUUCAAUAUUCACAAAAACAUUUGCUUCAUCUUCCACACUGUAGUCAAGCUACAACUCUAAAAGUGGACAGAGAGCUGUUAGGGAAGAGUCACACAUCACCUCAAUGGCAUGGUGGUUUGAAGCCGACCGAGAUUGUUGUUCUGAAACCUAAUCUUGGGAAGCUGGUAGAGCUCUUCCAUCACAGAGCUCUCCUUGUGAUGAGGUCAGGGAAGAUCUCAGGCUUCUAUGCACCAGCAACCGGGAGACACAAGCAUUUGGCAGGUUGA